GAGCACCGCGUGUGCGCCCGCCCCGGAUGCCGCGUGUGCCUGCCCCGGACACCGCGUGUGCCCGCCCCGAGCGCAGCCCGUGCCCGCCCCGGCACCGCGUGUCCCGUCCCGGACAGGGCGGUCGCUCCCUCUUGCUGCGCGUGCGGCGGAAGCGCGGCGGCCCCGAGCCGGCCGAGGCGCUGCUGCUGGCCUGCAAGCGGCGCCGCGCCGAGCCCGUGGAGACCGACCUCUUCAAGCUGGUGGCCACCGUGUCCUCCAAGGAUGAACCGGUUCAGAAGUAUGUUAAAGAUGCCAUCACGCGGGACAGGGCAGCUCAGAGCCUGCGCCCCUCUUCGGGAAGCAGCCAGCGAAUCCUUCAGGAGCUGCGUUGUGCCAAGCAGGCGCGGAGGAAGGAGAACCGGUACCGGGUGAUUUCCAGCCACCGGCCCCACUGCACCCACACCGCUGCCCCUGCUGCCCGCGGCCAGGCUGCGCCCCACGGGGACAGGUCUGAGCCUGAAGCACUGCAGGAUGCCUCACCAGAGGAGAGUGGUGCUGCGGAUAAGAGUUCAGACUGCUGUGGGAAAUUCCAGCUGUUCGAUAUUGUACAAGAAGAGGAGACAGUGGGAGAUUCCAGUGUAACCACUGCAAACACACAGAAGACUGAUCCAGAUGCAAUUCUCUGCAAUGCAGUAGAGAUGAUCCGUGAACGUUUAAAUGUUUCUGAAGAUGGUAAAAAAGAUCAUGGUCACAAAGAAGAUGAGUAUGUUUAUGACAUCUACUAUAAGGAAACAUCAGCCCCUGACUGGAUUGAAAAUAUCCUUUCUGUACAGCCCUAUAGAGAAGAAUAUGAAUUGGUAAAUGAUGAUCCUGGUCCAGAGGAAGUGUAUGAAGAUGAAGAUGAUGAAAAUGAUGAAAAUAACUGGCGUAAUGAUUAUCCUGAAGAAGAUGAAUUCUUACCCGAAGAAGAUGGAGAAAAAGACUCUGAAGAGAGCUUCAGUGAUGAGGACCAAUGUUACAGGAGAAGAACAUGGGACAAAUAUCGACAGGAGGUUUUGCAUGAAUUUGGAUAUGAUGAGAUUGAAGAUCUGGGUUCUGACUAACAGGCUGGUUUUGGAGAUGAAAUGCAUACUGAAAGUGAACAUUUGCUGCUGUAGGAGAAUGUACUAUCUGAGCAGCCAGCUUCAGCUGGUGGAUAUUAAACAGAUGGGUGUGACCUUGGCCACUUGACAACACAAUUUUUUUUCCAACCAUAAGAUGCUCUAUACUUUAAAAUAGAAUAUUCCACCCAUUGCAUGUGUUGAGGUUUUGAAGGGACCUUUUAUUUAUUUCUGUUUUCCCAAAGCUGCAUGCCCAAGAGUUUGUACCUGCAGGAAAUGUACAGAUAUGGAGGUACUGUUGGCAGCAGCCCUUCUGGUCAUGUCUAAUACAUCAGGUUUCACAAGAAGACCCAUGUGUCUGCCCUGAUGGCAAGUGGGAGUCCUGGAAGGCAUCCUACCCUACUGCUUUCUACUUAAUUUGUUCCUAAAUGUCAAGUGACUUUCUUCUCAAGUGUUUGAGCAUAUGAAAUGCCUUGACCUGUCCAUUACUCUCCCCAGUAGUUUUACUGUUGGAGUAGAACAAUGUGAAUUUAAAUUGUAAAUAAAAUUGCUUUUUGACCAAG
Messenger RNA from Passer montanus (Eurasian tree sparrow), 1642 nucleotides. RefSeq names its product solute carrier family 7 member 6 opposite strand (gene SLC7A6OS). Gene Ontology annotation, biological process: developmental process. The record is from RefSeq and is a predicted model, not a curated record. The transcript is spliced from 5 exons. NCBI's taxonomy places the organism in Eukaryota, Metazoa, Chordata, Aves, Passeriformes, Passeridae. Bases 27 to 1082 code for a protein of 351 amino acids.